Messenger RNA from Leptosia nina, 1470 nucleotides. NCBI's taxonomy places the organism in Eukaryota, Metazoa, Arthropoda, Insecta, Lepidoptera, Pieridae. The record is from the annotation of a GenBank genome assembly.
AUGCUUUCGAAGCUGUUCAUCAGUGCCGUGGUAUUAGCGGUAUGUGUAGCGGAGCGCAAAUUUCCCCCCGGUUUUAAGUUUGGCGCAGCGACCGCGUCUUAUCAGGUGGAAGGUGCUUGGAAUGUUAGUGACAAAUCGCCAAGCAUCUGGGAUACGUUUGCUCACGAGAAUCCCGAGAAAAUCAUUGACGGAUCGAGCGGCGACGUGGCCUGCGAUUCCUACCACCUCUGGGAGACAGACGUCGCCCUCGCCAAGGACCUAGGUCUACACUUCUACAGAUUCUCGAUAUCGUGGUCUCGAUUGCUUCCCAAUGGUCUGGCGAACGUCGUAAGCGAAGACGGCAGUCGGUACUACAACAACCUGAUCGAUGGACUGCUCGAGAACGGCAUCGAACCCGUAAUCACUCUAUUCCAUUGGGACUUACCACAGAAGUUACAGGACUUAGGUGGCUGGACCAACCCAGAAAUAGCAAUCUGGUUCGAAGACUACGCGCGUACAGCUUUCGAACUCUACGGAGACAGAGUGAAGACAUGGCUGACCUUCAACGAACCUAUUAUCAUCUGCGAUGCAGCUUACGAGAAGGGGACCAUCGCACCGGGAAUAGCCAGCCCCGGAAUCGGCAACUUCAUCUGCGUCAAGAACCUGAUGCUGGCUCACGCGAGAGCGUAUAGGAUUUACGAUAAAGAGUUUAGGCCUAAGUACAACGGCAAAGUUGGAUUGACUAACAACCACGUGUGGUACGAACCGAAUACACCAGACGACGAAGAAAACACAGAACUAGCCAGAGACUUAGCUGCGAUAUACGCCCAUCCCAUUUACUCUAAGAGUGGAGGUUGGCCACCGAGUGUGGAGGAAUUCAUUGCUAAGAAGAGCAAGGAGGAAGGAUACCCGAGGUCGAGGCUUCCCUCUUUUACACAGGAGGAAAUCGAAUUCAUUAGGGGCACUUACGAUUACUACGGCUUAAAUUACUACACGUCCCGAAAAGUCUCCUCCGGGGUACCCACCGGCUCGUCCAUAUCUUGGCCGAGCUCGGGUUCCCCAGAAAUCGGCAUCGUCUUUUCAUCGGAUCCCAGCUGGACUGCUGGAUAUGCGUGGCUCGUUAGCUAUCCACCGGGUCUAAGAAAGCAGAUGAACUGGCUUGUGAAGCAGUACGGAGAUAUUGAGAUACAGAUCUUGGAAAACGGAUACUCCACGCCAGAACCCAUCAUGUAUGACACGAGCAGAGUAAAGUACUAUGAAGAUCAUUUGGAGCAGGUGCUAUUAGCCAUACAAGAGGACGGUAUCAACAUAACCGCUUACACGGCUUGGUCCUUGCUGGACAAUUACGAAUGGACAAGUGGAUACACGUCUAGAUUCGGAAUAGUGAGCGUCGACUUCACUGAUCCCAUGCGCAAGCGCACGCCACGUGCUUCCGCCUACUACUACGCUACAGUUAUAAAAAACCAUUCUCUCGACUUCCCGAAACAUUAG